Nasonia vitripennis (jewel wasp) is the source of this 4435-nucleotide messenger RNA. RefSeq names its product exostosin-1 (gene ttv). The record is from RefSeq and is a predicted model, not a curated record. The transcript has 7 exons. Lineage: Eukaryota; Metazoa; Arthropoda; Insecta; Hymenoptera; Pteromalidae. Gene Ontology annotation, molecular function: glycosyltransferase activity. The coding region runs from base 1595 to 3736 and encodes 713 amino acids. Gene Ontology annotation, cellular component: membrane.
UGAAUCCUCGACUGGUCUGGUAAAGCGAAGUGCAGUCGUGUGCGCGCAAUCAGGGACAAGCGCAUAGCAUAGUAUACGUGUCUUGGUGUAUAUAUAAGUAUAGUAAGCGAACACUGAACACAUUUCGACGCGCGCGACUUUUGACAGUUUUGACGUAGUGCGCAGUGCGCACGCAACUGAGACUCGCACACACGUGCACUGUGCAUCAGUGACGGCGAGACUGCGAGAGCAAGAAGAAAUAAGUGUACAAUAAUAAAGCCAGAAUAAAAGUGUGAGUGUAGCGCGUGUGGGUGAGCGGAUGCACACAGGCGCGGCUUUUCGCGAUCCGCGAAAAACACAAGCGUACACUGCGCGCUCGCGCGGGUGGUCGAACUCUUGCCAUUCUUCGUCUCUGUCGCUCCUCUUCAAAGGCUAUAGACUGCGUGUUGUAUAUAUACAUGUAUAGUGGUGCCGUGACGGGGGUGGCGCAAAGAGAGCUCCCCUAAAAAUCGGGAGAAAGGAAGAGUAGCUGCUGGCAAGAGUGUCGUCGCGAGUUGCAGCGUAACAACACAUCACACACACUCGCGACAAGAGAGAAAAAAAGGGGUGGACUGGCAGUAGUAGAGACUCGGGGGCGAGUACAUCAGUGUAUAUAUAUAUACCCAAGUACAGUGUGAUGAAGACGCGAAGAGGAGUAGUAUAUACGCGGUGGGUGGAGAGGAGAGAGCGAUGAUCUAAAAAAAGGCCGUGAUUAUGUUAUUGCGGGAGGCGGCGUCGCAGCAGCAGCACCGCAGACCGAUCAAGAUUGCGCGCCACCGCACGCAGCAUCGCUAUACCUACGUCAGUGCUAUGCCGCCGCCGACGGGCGUGAUUUCUUCCUGCUGCUCGUCGGCCCGCGCCUCAGUUCACUCAGUUGUACUCCGAGACUGCCGUCGUCUCGAGCUAACCUAAAAAGCCAUUGUCGCAAUAAGGAUACUGCUCUCUCUCUCUCUUUCUCUCUGUGUCUCGCCCGCGUUGACGAGGAGUGUCGAGGAGCUGAACGGGGGACAGGAAUUAUGGUAGCCGAGUUCUGCGGCGGAGGAGGAUCGACGAGCAAGAGGAUCAGCUCAGCGGACGACUCGGCAGCCGAGGAAGAGGAGGACGACGACCGCAGUGAGUGUCUCUACUGCUGACGAGGAGUGCCCUAAUCGCUGCUCUCACUCACUCUCUCUCUCUGCAUACUGUCGAGCUUCUUCCCAUAUACUACACUUCUCUCCUCUACUUUCUGUGUGCAUCCACCUAUACAGCCCUGUCGUCCCGUCGUGCUGCUGCUGCUCGUUGUCUACUUGCGCUAUCCUGUAAUUUGCAUAAUUUAUACGCGCGCGUGAGCGACUGACUGUGCGAGAGACCAGACCUUUUAAAUGCAAGACUAACGUAUCUUCUUCCAAGAUAGACUAUGGCUAUAGAGUGUGAUGGAGUGAAGAUGACGUCAAUACAAUUUUUGCUGUAGUCUUGGUGUUUAUCCAAGAACUCAAUCAAGAAAUCCCAAACAAUGCAUAUCCUUGGAGAGUUAUGGUUGUUACUUUAAGAAGAAUAUGUCUAGAACUUUCAACAGUGCAUCACAGUUAUAUUAAAAAUGCAAGCCAAAAAGCGCUACUUGCUCUUGUUUGUAACAUGUGCAUUCCUUGGCUUCUGCUACUUUGGUGGUUAUCGCUUAAAGGCAAAAAGUUCAAGUAAAAAGAAGACAGCACAAGAGGAUCUACCGUCUUACUAUGCCUUGGAUCCAAAUUACCAAGAGAACUAUGAGAAAUGGUCGAAAGAGUUAAACAACCAACCACCAUCACCUCCAAAUUUGAAAAAGUGUGAUAUGAAAACAUGUUUUGACUUCACAAAGUGUAAGGAGGGAUUCACCGUUUAUGUGUAUCCUAUCGAAGAUACGAUCAGUCCAUUAUACCAAAAAAUAUUAAAUGUCAUCACAGAAUCCCGAUAUUAUACGUCAGAUCCAUCACGAGCUUGUUUAUUUGUUUUGGCUCUGGAUACGCUUGACAGAGAUCCUUUAUCGACUGAAUUUGUACAUAAUCUACCUAGUAAAGUUGCGCGAUUGCCAUAUUGGAAUAAUGGAAAAAACCAUUUGAUUUUUAAUUUGUAUUCGGGCACUUGGCCUGACUAUAUAGAAGAUGCCAUGGCCUUUGAUUAUGGAUACGCAAUGCUUGCAAAAGCAAGCAUGUCAAUCAUGAAGUUAAGAGAAGAUUUUGAUGUAUCGAUACCGCUUUUCACCAAGCAACAUCCUGAAAGGGGAGGGGAACCUGGUUUAGCCAUCCAUAAUCACUUUCCUAAUAAGAAGAAGUACUUGGCAGCUUUUAAAGGAAAAAGGUAUGUCCAUGGCAUUGGAUCGGAGACAAGAAAUGCUCUUCACCACUUGCACAAUGGAAAGGAUCUCAUAUUUGUUACAACUUGUCGGCAUGGAAAAUCCUGGAGAGAAUUGCAGGAUGAACAUUGUCCACAAGAUAUUCGAGAGUAUGACAUGUAUGACUAUGAUGUUCUCUUGCUUAACUCUACAUUCUGUCUUGUUCCUCGAGGGCGUAGGCUUGGUAGCUUUCGAUUUUUAGAAGCAUUAAGAGCUGGAUGUAUUCCCGUUAUUUUAAGCAAUGGAUGGGCUCUUCCUUUUCAUGAUCGCAUCGAUUGGUUUCAAGCAGUGAUUUACGCUGAUGAAAGGCUUCUUUUUCAAGUUCCGGACAUUUUGCGAUCAGUGGUAGAAGAAAAAAUUAUGGUGUUGAGACAAACAACGCAGUUUUUGUGGGAGCGAUACUUCUCGUCGCUAGAGAAAAUUAUAUUCACAACUUUUGAGAUUAUUCGCGAACGAAUUCCAUGGGAAGGUCGAAGAGAGUAUCGCGUUUGGAAUCGGGAUCCCGGAGCAUUGGCCAUUUUACCGAAAUUUUCUGAUACUCAGCAAGACCUUCCAUUCCAGGAUUGUGAAUCUGGAGAUACGUUUACUGCCAUAAUUUACUCUCAGCUAGGGUCCACUGCAGUUCUUUAUCGCCUACUGAAGAGCCUUGCAAAGAGCAAAUAUUUAGACAAAAUUAUAUUAAUGUGGAACUCAGACAUUCCACUACCAAGAAAGCCACGCUGGCAAGGCAUCAAGGUACCAAUCCAUAUUGUACCUGCCUCCGGAAUAUCUUAUAGAUUUCACCCUCACCCUUUGAUCAAAACUAGUGCCAUAUUAUCAUUAGAUGAAGAUGUGACCCUCAAUACUGAUGAGAUCGACUUUGCUUUUGUCGUCUGGCAAAGCUUUCCAAAUCGAAUCGUUGGGUAUCCUGCUAGAUCUCACUACUGGGACGAUUCCAAGCGAUCGUGGGGUUAUACGAGUAAGUGGACAAAUGAUUACAGUAUGGUCUUGACAGGGGCUGCCUUCUAUCAUCGUUACUAUAAUACUCUGUACACUGAGACGUUAAGCUCGACACUUCACAAAACUGUUGAGCAGUCGCAGAAUUGCGAAGAUAUUUUGAUGAACUUUCUAGUGAGCCAUGUCACUCGUCGUCCUCCAAUCAAAGUGACACAGCGCAAAAUGUAUAAAGAUACAACGGCUGCUGGGAAAAAAUCUCCAUGGAACGAUCCAGAUCAUUUUAUCCAGCGUCAAACCUGUAUGAAUACAUUUGUUGCCGUUUUUGGUUACAUGCCAUUACUGCGAUCGAACAUGAGACUGGACCCUGUACUUUUUAAGGACCCUGUAAGCAACUUGCGCAAAAAGUAUAGGCAAAUUGAACUAGUUACUAACUAGAAUUGUAUACAUUUUAUUAUCGAAUAUAUAUAAAUACGGUUACUCGAAAGGACGAUAAUAAAAAAAGUUGUGAGGUUGAGGUUGGGAUGAAUUUUGUAAGAUUGCAAGAUGUAUAAUUUUAUGGCCGUGCCAUGUAUGGUAGUUUGGUGAGGCUAUAUAAAUAUUAAAAAUGUGUAUAGGAAUGAUGCGUACGUGUAUCUAUAACGAGAACAAUAAGUACGUGUAUAUUAAAGUCACGAUAAGUUAAAUUAUGAAAUAUAUAUAUAUAUAUGUCACACGCGCUUCGGAUCUCUUGCGCUACAUCGACUUUCUUACAACUGAUUUCUUAUCAUUGUGAUCGACUCUAUGCCCGCGGAUUGACCGAUCGCACACCUUUUGUAUACUUUAUAACGAAUGAAUGAACAAGUACCAAUUUUUUACUCGUAUUAAUUUACGAAAUUGUAGUCUUGGUCCGCCCGCCGCGUAAACUCCAAUACGUCCCAUAUCCGCGAUUGAGCGAUUGCAGCACAAACGAGUGAACAUAAGAAUGAAAAACAUAGUUAACGAUAAACAAUAAAUCGAAGGGAGAUCCGAUGACGCCGAGAGUGAUCCUCUACCAAAAUGUAAUCGCGCGUUUCGCUGCUAAGCCGAAUAUGAACUUGUGUACAUACAGAAUUCGUUUAUUAGUUAUUAAUAUACAACAAAUUAUUUGACAGAUAA